Messenger RNA from Medioppia subpectinata, 1267 nucleotides. The record is from the annotation of a GenBank genome assembly. Lineage: Eukaryota; Metazoa; Arthropoda; Arachnida; Sarcoptiformes; Oppiidae.
CACAAAUCGAGUGAAAAAAGUGAUUAUUUUGUAAACUAAUGGCAAAUGCAGUGAAAAUACAAUUUCUCACUGAAAUGAAAUGCAUUUACAACUGAAUUGAGUGUUCAUUGAAUUGAAUGACAAUUUGGACACAAAAGCGACUGAAAUGAGCGAUAAGUUGAGUGAAGCGAACGAAUGCUAUAAUAAGGCCGACAAAUAUCUGAAGACAGGUCUUCUCAAAUGGAAACCAGAUUACGAUUUGGCCGCCAAUGAGUACUCACGAGCGGCGACCUGUUUUAAGUCACUGCAAAUGCCGGACAAGUGUUUGGACGCUCAGCUUAAGGCCGCCGACUGUUACCUCAAAGUCAAGUCAUAUUUCUCGGCCGCGAAAUGCUUUGAACAAUCGGCCAUUAUUUCCAAAGACAUGAAUAAAUGGGAUUUAAUGAUCAAAUAUAUGGACCAAUCGUGUUAUCUGUAUAGAGAGCACGGAGUGGUGGACACCGCGGCCCUAACCCUGAAUCGCGGCGCUCAGAUGAUUGAGAGCAAUAACCCGGAAAAGGCGGCCGAAUGGUACGGACAGGCGUCGGAGGUAACAAUGAUAGAGGAGAGACAGAGACAGGCGGCCGAAUACGCCAACAAAUCGGUCCGUAUUUAUCUCAAACUCAAGAAAUACGACGAAGCGGUCGAGUGGUUGAGGAAAGCCAUGAACUAUCUGUUGGAAGCCGAAGAUAAUCAGGGAUUGGGUCGACUCUAUGUCGGUCUUGUGCUCAUCGAGUUGGCCCGCGAAGACGUUGUCUCAGCACAAAAAGCCUUCCGAGAGGGCAAGAGUUUUAUUGAAGACCAAGAAAUCUAUUCAUUGAACACAAUGCUCGAGGGUUUCGAUCAAAUGGAUGCCAACGCUAUCGUCAGUGGACUCAACAGCCCUUUCAUCAAAAGCCUUGACAACGAAUACACAAAAAUAGCCCGAAAUUUAACACAAAAAUAUUCGGCGAAAGCAAACGAGAGCUCUAACGCCGACGAGUCCGUUGAUGAAGAGGCGGGUGCUAUGCUCUGAGGCCUCAUAUCAUUACUUAUGGAUGCAAUGUAUUAUAGAAACGAAGUUUUACUGUAAAUAUCAAUUAUAUUUCAAUCGAUUCAUUCCCUUAUAAUUCCAAUAAUUAUUUCAAACAAUAUUCUCUAAACUAAUGUAAUUUAAAAGUAAUGAUUAAUCCCUGAAAGAUAUGAUUUUAAACCAAACAUGUAUUGUAAUUGUGGCACAAAAAAAAUAAAAUAAUUUCAAUUCAAAUAA